UGCGUUUCGGUCCGGCAGGAAGAGAAAACGACUCCCUUCAGUAGGUAGGCGUGUGAACUUUCGGUGUGCGGGAUUUUUCGUCGUGCAUAAAGCCCAAGUGCAAUCUCGCGUGCAGUGUGUGUGAUAAUUUCCACUGGCAGCAGUCACUUCCAGCUCGUGCUGUGCGUUCCGGUGGACUGGAAAGGUUAGCGGGACGUGGUUGUUGCAACAGAAGGGAGAGUUGUCGUCGUCGUCGUUUCGGUGUGGAAGAAGAAACGGCACACCACACACAGAGCGCCGUGCAAACACACACUCUCGAGAGCCCCGAAAACUUGUCCAGGCAAGAUUUAUCGUCCACCCGUUGUUGGGUUUGGCGGAGAACAGAGAGAAGGAAGCAGGAGAGCGGGCGUUAGGUGUAUGCCAAAAUAGGAUUUACCCUUCUGCUGUGUGCAGUGUGGAGAGGUGAAGAAGAGCAGUGAAAAGGGGACAACAAAAAGAAGCCGAGCAACUCGGUGUGAGUGUGUGUAUGUGCAUGUGUGCGUGCGUAUCCUUUUCCAGCCCUUGGCUAUGGUGCGUUUCCGUGUGCGCUUGUGUCAGUGACAUCGAAAAGCAGCAGCAGCAGCAGCCUGUCAAAAAGCAACGCCUGCUAGAGAGCUACCAGGACACUUUGGAGUGAAGAACAGUGAAGUAACAGUGCAGUUUUUUUGUAUCUUUCGGCGACGACAUUUUGCGUGAUUACGGAUUAAGCAAAGCCCUAAAGCUAAAAAUGUUUCCAGCCUAGUUUGUGUAGUGUCGCGAAGAAAUAAAACGAUAAGAACUCUGAACGAACGAACGCAAGUGUGACAGGUGUGUCCUCGUGUCCCAUCACUCUUCCUGUUUUCUCUCUGUGUCUAGUGUGCAUGUACGCGUGAGUGUGUGAUAAGCGGUGAUAUAAGCAGAGUAUGAAAAUAUGAGCACAUCAACGCCCACAGCACAGCAGACGGCCGGACCCGGUGCCGGUGGACCGCCAGUACCGCCGGUGAAGCCCGUCCUUUCGUCGCCCGGCGCCUACAUGGCCAACUUCCAGGGGUCGGGUGGUGGCGGUGGUAUGCCAGUGGCGGCACCUCCCAUUACCGCCGGCAUCCACGGUACGAACAAGACGCACGAGAAGCCGACGAUCGCCGCCCGGCCCAUUCCACCUCCGAAGCUGCCAAACUACUCGUCAUCCUUCAACAAGAUCGAUCGCGAUCGAAACGAGUUCACCAAGAUCGACAAAGCGGAACGGGAAAAGUUGGCAACGAAGCGCGAAAUGUUCUUCAAGUCGGAGAGCAACAGUCCGUCCGGACCGCCACCAAAUCCACCGGUAGGGCUGAACAGUCUCAACCUGGCUAACAACAACGUGAUCCAUAAUAACAGCGCAAACGCGGCCAACGAUAAACACAGCACGGCAGGGCUCACUAACUCGGUUGGCGGCGGCGGCGGCGGUGGCGUCACUAACAACAGCUCACCGGCCGCGGUCUCGAUUGGCGCAAUGGUCACCAAUAACAAUCACAACGGUCUGAACGGUGCACCGGCCACGAAUGGCAGCGCUGUGCACGCGGCAGCAGCAGCGGCGGCGGCGGCAGCAACCGGGAACAACAAUCUCGGCGGAGGUGGUGGCGGUGGCGUGAACGGGCUGGCGACCAGCAUGAACAGUAUUUCGCUGAAGGAGAAGCGGGACGCCCUGCUGAACCAUCACGAUAGCGGUGCGAACGGUCACCACGGUCAUCAUCACCAUGCGGAUGCGGCGAACGCGAAGCUAGCAAACGAACGGCACGAGAAGGAGAAGCCGGUGAUGAAAACGAAGCCGAAGGAGCUGGACGGGUACGUUGGGUUCGCGAACCUGCCGAACCAGGUGUACCGGAAGGCGGUGAAGAAGGGCUUUGAGCUGACGCUGAUGGUGGUGGGCGAGUCGGGGCUGGGCAAAUCGACCCUGAUCAAUUCGAUGUUCCUGUCGGACAUUUACCACGCCGAGCAGCAUCCGGGACCGUCGAAGCGCAUCAAGAAGACGGUGGCCGUCGAGAGCACCAAGGUGCUGCUGAAGGAGAACGGCGUCAACCUAACGCUGACGGUUGUCGAUACGCCCGGUUUCGGUGAUGCCGUUGACAACAGCAACUGCUGGCUACCGAUAGUGGACUUUGUAGAGUCGAAGUACGAGGAGUAUUUGACGGCCGAGUCACGCGUCCACCGAACGGCGCUGCCCGAUUCGCGCGUGCACGUUUGUCUGUACUUUAUUGCCCCGUCCGGGCAUGGGCUGAAGCCGCUGGAUAUCGAGUUCAUGCAGCGACUGUGCGAUAAGGUGAACAUCAUACCGGUCAUUGCCAAAGCGGACACGCUGACUCCGGAGGAAAUCACUCUCUUCAAGAAACAGAUUCUAAACGAAAUCGCUCAAAAUAAGAUUAAAAUCUACGAUUUCCCGGACCCGAUGGACGAGGAGGAGGACGCAAAAGUACUUCGCCAGCUGCGCAGUCGCGUGCCGUUCGCUGUGGUCGGUGCGAAUGCAAUUAUCGAGAUCGAUGGUCGCAAAGUCCGUGGACGACGCUACCCGUGGGGAGUUGCUGAAGUUGAAAAUUUGGACCAUUGUGAUUUCAUCGCUCUGCGCAACAUGGUCAUCCGGACGAAUCUGCAGGACCUGAAGGAUGUGACAAACAACGUGCACUAUGAAAACUAUCGCUGUCGAAAGCUGGCCGGUUUGGGUACCGAUGGCAAGGCCAAACUAAGCAAUAAGAAUCCACUGGCUCAGAUGGAGGAGGAAAAGCGGGAACAUGAAUCAAAGAUGAAGAAAAUGGAAGCCGAAAUGGAGCAAGUGUUUGAGAUGAAGGUGAAGGAGAAGAAACAAAAGCUCAAGGACUCGGAGGCCGAACUAACCAGACGUCACGAGGAACGAAAGAAGGCACUCGAGCUUCAAAUUCGUGAGCUGGAAGAUCGCAGAAAGGCUUUCGAGCAGGAGAAAGCCGAAUGGGAACAGCAAAACGGUGUCACGCUUGACGAGCUGCGCCGCAAGAGCCUCGAAGCCAACAGUAAAGAAACUGUGGACGGCAAAGGUAAGAAAAAGAAGGGCCUUUUCUAGAGUUUCGCUCACCGUUAGAGUGUGGUGUAAAGGACGGUGGGAAGAAAGUGUGCGCACACUGCUAUUACUACUACUACUACUACCACCCGGAGAUUGGCCAGCGAUGAUUGAUGACGAGGACGAUGAAGAUGAUGAUAAGGAUGAUACGGACGAGAUGAAUGUGUGGUGGCUGGGAUGUCAGGAAAUGCAGAGAGCGGUACGGGAGUGGAUCCACCCUAUAGAAACAUAUGCCCCGCUCGGAUAGAAAUGGCACAGGCGCACACUUCCGCCACUACCGCCAUUACGGUCUGCUACUACAGCUCAAACGGCGUCUACUAAAAACAGAAUUCCCCCAACAAAAAACUCCCCCCAACUGUGCUGGAGACGCGACUGCCACAGUCGAGUAUAGUUUAGGUAAGGUUUAAAAAGACAGUUAAACAAAACCGAUCAUAGCAUCACUGCUAGCCACCCGCCACUUCACGAUCAUCUAUCCUCUGUCGCAUCCUAGCAAAACAAACCACAGCCUCUCUUUCUCCCUCGUUCCGCUCACCCGCUCAUCAUGCUUCCCGAUCAUCAUACAGUAUACUUCAUAACAGAGAUUAGUAACACCAUCGGUCACAAGAAAAGGAGAAAGAGCAGAUAUUUUUAGGCAGACUUUCUCCAGCUGCGCUAGUACUAGUGAACGGAAAUUCUAGUACGAUCGCGCGCACAACACUUCACACUGCUGCUGACAGUGCUUCAGGGCGAUGGCGACACAGACGAAAACAGAGGGACAAACCAGCCGUGUGUUGUGUGCUUGUAUUAGUGCGCUACGCAAACGAGGGCCUACGGAAGGGAGCGAAAUGCGAUAAAAACAUAUAUUUUGGUGUAUAGUCCAUUGGAAUUAAGCUUAAAAAAUACGCGACGACUUACAAUUAAACGAGAGCGCUGCACCUCAUAUUAUUUCUCGCAGGCCUAUAUAAUCGAGUGUGAAUGACUUUUCUCUGCCGCAUGCACGAAUGUUGCUUUCUUUCAAUCUUCAAAUAAACAAAUUAAGAAUGGUAAAUCCUUACCGGAAGGACAUACUAAUGUCCCGUACAAGCAACACCUUUGGUAUGAUAUAAAAUUCAUGAAUGCUAGAGAAAAAAAAUGUUCAGAAAACACAUAAAACGGCAACCUUAAAAUCGGUCCUCCACCCACCGUACACCACACGAAUGGAAAGAGCGUGGAUUAAUGGACGAACCACGCAAAACAGUUUGGUACCAACACACCAACAAAUCCAUUUCCCCCCCACAAGCAGAGAGACAGAUAUGCCAUAUAUAUAGACAUUUAGAGUAUGUAUAUUUAUUAAAUUAUUUUUAAGAAAACAUGGCUUAUUUUUUAUAUGAAAAAGAAAAGGGAGCGAGAGAGGGAGAGAGGGAGAGGGAUUUGUAAUCCGGGUUUUCUUUUUAUAUUUACAAACACACAUACACACACAGGCGCAAUACACUAUUGUUUAAUAAAGUGAUAAGGAGUAAAGGGUUGCGAAAUGGAGGAGCGAUCAGCGAGAGACAGACAUAAAAGUUUCCUCCAAAAAAUGGACGACAUAGACAAGAGCAGCUAAUAAUGCAAUAUGCAAAUGUUACUAUGUUAAAAGAUUGCAAAAAAAACGGAGGGAAAAGUAAAGAAAAAAUCACACAAAUGAAAACGAAUCAAUCAAUAGCCAGUAAUCAACAAGUAUAAAACAAUAUAAAACAAGAGCAGAUAAAAGGAGAGAAAAAAAACAGCAACACGACGUGUUCGUGUAUACAUGUUCCUCUAAAGUUAAAAUUAAAGGGAAGAGAUAUAAAAACAAAACAAAUAUGCUUAACUAUGCAAGUAGUAGCAAGAUAAAACAGAAACAGUAAUUCGAAGAUAGCAAACAGAUGAUAGAUUUCUUCCCGUUCGUAGAGACGGUUCGAUUUCUGUUUAAAAGACAUUCGCUAAGUACAACACCAUAUAUUUGAUAUAAGAUCAGCAUAAGAACAACACGACAAACGGCGGUACCAAUAGCGGUUAACAGCAGCAGUGAUUUUUAGCUACAAAUACACACAGACACACACACACACACACUCGCAUUCACUCACCAGGAUAAUAGAGCACACACGUCCCAUUUUUUCGAUCAUUUACGAUUUAGCGCAAUUUAUGCAACAACAAAGCACAGGCACAGGAAUUUUUACCUUGAUUAGAUAGAAAAAAAGAGUAAGUAGUGUUGUUUUUCUUGUCGAUCGUUUGCGAUAAGAGGAAGAGAACUCAAAACUCCCCACCACCAUCCGGUUAACCAUCUCUUGGAAAAGGCAAUUGCUGCUAACUAGUCGAAUUUUUGUACUAAAAACUACACUCAUAAACAAAAACAACGAAAUAAAUAAGGUAGGGAGAAUUGGAAACAUUUGAAACGGUUUAGUCGUCGCCUGCGUAUUGGCGGAUUUUCCUUGCGAAAUUCGUGCAAUACACGCGGGUCGAGAAGAAGGAAGCUAAGACAAACAGAGGAAUUGCUUUGUGAUUUUGCAGAUCGCGGGGGCACCUGUUGUUGUUGUUUAGUCACUUUACAGGUCUCGCUCAACCUGCAAGGAGAGACACUCGCACAAGCCGCCGCAACACGCCGUCAAAUGAUACUUUCUAUUCGCAGCAAAGUAUGGAACUCAUUUCGACCGCUGGCUUGCGUGCGUGCGUGUAGCGAGAGUGUCCGCAAGUGUAGUGGAACUGAGUUGAGCGAAGAAAACAGUUUUAAAGCCCAAUUUUACACAAAUAAAUACCCCCGAUACCAAGGCACAGGUCGUCGUUGCACUCACAGACGCUUCAACGGCAUCUUUGCUUUGAAUGCAGCAGCCCACACACACCCGUGGCUUUCUGUAUUUGAAAUUAAACUAAUAUCAAAGCUCUGCUGUACAAAGCGAUGAGAAGAAUGGAAGGUAGCUUUUUUGGAUCGAUCCAACUCACGUAACAUUUCAUCAAUUCCACGUAGACAGCAAGUUAGGAAGCUAUUUAACUCUUUAAAGAAUUGCAACAGUACAACAGCAGACUAACGAUUCCACUUAACCAGCUAGCGAUAGAUAGAGCGAUGUAAAAGAAGAAGCAAGGCUUUCCCUCCAGCGUUGUGCUGGUUUUUGUUUUUGACGGCGAAAAGGAAAUUGAUCCCCCCCGGCCGGUGUGUGCCGCGAGGUUGUCGGUGUGAUGGGUUGCAAGAAGCUUGAUCAUUCAGAACGAUCAGUAGAUUAAAGUGAUCGAUAGCAAUAGGCCCCACUAAUGGAAUCUUUAAAUGGGAUAAAAAAACAUUCAAACUUUCUGCUGCUCUGACGCUGUCCAACACACGUACUCUCUCUCUCUCUCUCUUUAUUCUCUCCUUUGUCUCCAAACAACACACGCUGGUAAAAGAAAAUGCUUAUUCACAAUUAGUCAUGCCGGUGGUCACAGAAUAAAGAAUUAUAAACUUACCAAAUAAGGAUUAAAAACAACGCUCCCCUCCUUCCUUCCAACACACAGCGUACAAAGCAAGUGUGUUGUGGGAUCGAUCGAUGCUCUCUCUCUUGGAAAAGCAAACGCGAUUAGAGAUGUGUUUCAAAUCAAAAACAAACACAGUGCAACUGGGUAUGGAAGCUGGGCAGAAAAUAAGAAUGAUAAAAAUGUAAACAGCACAGAAAGGAAUUCCGAACAAAAAAGGAUAUAUAUCUGUAUUUUUGUGUUGUAAAACUUCUUCUCACUCCGUGGGGGAAGUGAGGGAGAAGAAGUUGUGUGUGUGUGUGCGUGUGUGUGGUAAUGAUACGACAGUAAACAAGACGGGAAUAUAUUAUGCUUAAGAGAGAAAA
Anopheles gambiae (African malaria mosquito) is the source of this 6849-nucleotide messenger RNA. It is a transcript of the gene pnut, whose product is annotated as septin-7. Gene Ontology annotation, molecular function: GTP binding; molecular adaptor activity; GTPase activity. The transcript has 10 exons. Gene Ontology annotation, biological process: cilium assembly; cytoskeleton-dependent cytokinesis. The record is from RefSeq and is a predicted model, not a curated record. Gene Ontology annotation, cellular component: septin complex; cell division site; septin ring. Bases 929 to 3067 code for a protein of 712 amino acids. Lineage: Eukaryota; Metazoa; Arthropoda; Insecta; Diptera; Culicidae.